AUGAUGAGGAAGCCUGAUCCAUCGAUGAAGAGCCGUGACAACAGUAACGGCGCUACUAAUAACCAUAAGAAAGGGUUAUGGUCGCCGGAGGAAGACGAGAAGCUCGUCAACUAUAUGUUAACCAAUGGCCAGGGUUGUUGGAGUGAAGUGGCUAGAAAUGCUGGCCUGCAGAGGUGUGGCAAGAGCUGCCGACUCCGUUGGAUCAAUUAUCUCCGACCUGAUCUCAAACGGGGUGCGUUUUCGCCUCAAGAGGAAGAGCUCAUCGUCCAUUUACACUCCAUUCUUGGUAACAGGUGGUCUCAAAUAUCGGCUCGUCUUCCUGGUCGUACCGACAAUGAGAUAAAGAAUUUUUUGAAUUCAACGAUAAAGAAAAGGAUGAAGCAUCUGUCAUCUACCGCCUCGUUCAACGCCAGUGAUUUGGCGGCGUCAGAGCAUAACAAGGAUGUCAUGGUAGGGACGGGGUUCAUGUCGAUGCUUGUUGAACGAGAGAUUUCCCCGAUGUACAAGGAUUUAUCAUCGAAUUCUUUCUUUCAAUCCAUGGUCCCGAACCACACUGAAAAUCCUUUACUGAUGCUUGAGCAUGGUCGGAAUGAGUUCGGGGCAGCUGCCGGAUACUUCGAUCCGACAGGCUCGGGUUUCUCCGAUGAUAAUGAGAUAUUUGCAAGUGUUGACAAUGGGAGAAAAAGGGAACUAUAUGAUCCUCUAUUAGAAAACUUUGGAGAUGACCUUAAAAGCACUAAAAAUACAAUUCACAGGAACAUCAACGUCAGAAACAAUAACAAUAAUAACAUGUCGGAAAACAUGAACAACGCCGAUGUCGGGAGCUUUUGGAUAGGAGAGGAACUAAAAGUUGGAGAAUGGGACUUGGAGAAUUUGAUGAAUGAUGUUUCUCCCUUUCCUUUCCCUGAUUUCCAGAGCUCCAUAUAAUUCAUUAUAAUAUAAUGUAUGUAUUUGAGCAGAUUGUAGAAAGGAACAUCUCAAGGAAUAUUAUUGAGAUU
Messenger RNA from Hibiscus syriacus, 998 nucleotides. Its product is annotated as transcription factor MYB46-like. Lineage: Eukaryota; Viridiplantae; Streptophyta; Magnoliopsida; Malvales; Malvaceae. The record is from RefSeq and is a predicted model, not a curated record. The coding region runs from base 1 to 927 and encodes 308 amino acids. The transcript has 2 exons.